Messenger RNA from Formica exsecta, 1548 nucleotides. RefSeq names its product alpha-endosulfine (gene endos). Gene Ontology annotation, cellular component: cytoplasm. The coding region runs from base 387 to 722 and encodes 111 amino acids. Gene Ontology annotation, molecular function: protein phosphatase inhibitor activity. The transcript is spliced from 3 exons. The record is from RefSeq and is a predicted model, not a curated record. NCBI's taxonomy places the organism in Eukaryota, Metazoa, Arthropoda, Insecta, Hymenoptera, Formicidae.
GAUAAUAGAAACUCGCCACGAGUCGAAGUAACGGCCAUCAGGAACACAUGACAUGACCCUGCAUGUGACGCCUGACGCCGUUGCUGUUUUUGAGUGCGUAUAGGAAAGCGCUUUCCUCAUUGUGACAGUCGUUUGCAGCAGUUUGCAGUCGCUUGUUUCCUCGGGGUGUGUGCGUAUACCUCGUCGGCUAAAAAAGCGUAACGUUUCGGGGAUAGAAAAUUUAAUUGAAAGAAACUGUGUGUUUGAUAGCAUCAGCCUUAUUACGUCGCUUUCACUUAGCUUAUGUAUGUUAUAUACGUUAGUGUCGAAAUUAGUAUUCGGAAGAUAAUUGGUUAUCCCUCCAAAAGAAGCGGUCACUGACGAGAAGUGUCUUAAAAUUUAUAACGAUGAGCGACGAUCAGACAAACGAGCAGAGUCCGACUGCAGAGUUGUCAUCGAGUGAUAUAGAAAAAUUGGAAGAAGCAAAGUUAAAAGCAAAAUUCCCAAAUGCAGCUGGUCGACCAUUUGGUGGUCAUUCUGCGUUUCUGCAAAAAAGGCUAGCAAAAGGACAAAAAUAUUUUGAUUCUGGGGAUUAUCAAAUGGCGAGACAGAAAUCUACAGCUAAGCCAAAGCCAACUGGUGUUCUGCCAACAGGGGAUGCUAUACCAACACCAGAGACAGUACCACAACGAAAAACAUCUAUCAUACAACAAAAAUUUAAUACAUCAACAACAUCUUCAUAAGAUAAGAUUGUCAUUUUUUAAUCUAUAUUUUGUUAAGUAGUCUUAUAUAUUUGGAUGCUGGAGUAAUAUGGUUCCUUAUAAAUAAUUGGAGAUUUAAAUACAAUCUCAUGUUUAAAAUUUUUUUAAAAAUAUUUCUUUAAUUAUUUUAUAUAAUAUCAUAAAAUUCUUGUGUUUUUAGUGAAUCAAUUAUUUCCUAGCUACUUAUUCUUAAAAGAGCAUCUGUAAUAUUACAAUAAAAAAGAUAUUCUUUAUAUAUGUGCCACAAUGGUAUCUAAAUUUUAUAAUAUAUGCAAGUAAAUAAGUUAUUAUUUCUCUCCCUUAGUUCGAAAAUUUGCGAGCUUUUCACAUUAGUACAUUUUUAUUAAUUAUUCUCAGAUAUCCUUAUUUCGAGUAUUUAUUCAAUAUACAGUAAAAAACCAAAGAUAAAAAAUUUAUAAAUGUAUUCAGAUUAUAUUGUUAGUCAGCAAUAAAUAUGCAUCUUAGAUGCAUGCAUGUGUAAAAAUUUAUAUUGAAAAUAUGAGAAAGUAAAUGAAUGUAAUAAGAAUUAAUAUUUACUAACAAUACAAGAACUUGUCCUGAUGACAUAAUUAUGAUAACUUAUAAUCCACUUGUGCAUGAUAAAAUUGAGGGUAAAAAGAUACACACAGAUCUGCAUUUUCAAAGCUGCUGUGAUGUGCUUAGUAAGACUAUUUUCUUAUGAAAUAUUUCGCGUAUAUUUACUAUGAAAAUCUGUAAAAUGAAUAUAAAAAUUUUAAAUGUAACUACAAUUUUGCUUAUUAUAUAUAUAUAAACCAUAUUUAGUAUAAUAUAUUGCAACUAAAAAAAA